AUGUGCUACUACGGAGGAUAUUAUGGAGGCCUGGGCUAUGGCUAUGGUGGCCUGGGCUGUGGCUAUGCCUGUGGCUAUGGUGGCUAUGGAUAUGGCUGUUGCCGCCCACUGUGCUGUAGAAGAUACUGGUCCUGUGGCUUCUACUGA
This is a messenger RNA of Mus caroli (Ryukyu mouse), 147 nucleotides long. RefSeq names its product keratin-associated protein 20-2-like. Lineage: Eukaryota; Metazoa; Chordata; Mammalia; Rodentia; Muridae. The record is from RefSeq and is a predicted model, not a curated record.